AUGGCAUCUCUUUUUGAAAAAUUCAACGAAUCCGCUGAAAAGGUGAAAACCUUCACCAAGCGACCGAGCGAUUCGGAACUGCUGGAGCUGUACGCACUCUUCAAGCAGGCCACCGUCGGCGACAAUGACACGGAAAAGCCCGGCAUGUUCGAUCUGAAGGGUAAGGCCAAAUGGCAGGCGUGGGCUGACCGGAAAGGCACCUCCAAGGAUUCUGCCAUGGAAGCGUACAUUAAGCUGGUCGAGGAGCUGUCCGCAAAGUAUGCGUAA
Anopheles marshallii is the source of this 267-nucleotide messenger RNA. Its product is annotated as acyl-CoA-binding protein homolog. Gene Ontology annotation, molecular function: long-chain fatty acyl-CoA binding. Gene Ontology annotation, biological process: fatty acid metabolic process. Bases 1 to 267 code for a protein of 88 amino acids. The transcript is spliced from 2 exons. Lineage: Eukaryota; Metazoa; Arthropoda; Insecta; Diptera; Culicidae. The record is from RefSeq and is a predicted model, not a curated record.